This is a messenger RNA of Ananas comosus (pineapple), 2259 nucleotides long. Its product is annotated as receptor kinase-like protein Xa21. The record is from RefSeq and is a predicted model, not a curated record. The transcript has 2 exons. NCBI's taxonomy places the organism in Eukaryota, Viridiplantae, Streptophyta, Magnoliopsida, Poales, Bromeliaceae. Bases 1 to 2259 code for a protein of 752 amino acids. Gene Ontology annotation, molecular function: protein binding.
AUGGAAGGCUUCCAUGCACUAAUUUUUCUCAUCAUUCUGCUGUAUGUGAUCUCCACCGCCAAGUACGCCACUCUCGGGAUCGAGCCAGCUGCAUCCGACCGCGCCGCCCUCCUCUCCUUCAAGUCCCUCGUCGAUGACGAUCCGUUCGGAGCGCUCUCCUCGUGGAACAACGGCUCUCUCCACUACUGCAGGUGGCACGGCGUCUCCUGCAGCCGCCGCCAUCCCCACCGGGUCACAGCCCUCGACCUCAAGUCUCUUCGCCUGGCUGGUUUCGUAUCGCCUGCCGUAGCCAAACUCACGUUCCUCCGGAGGAUCGACCUGUCCGACAACAUGCUAGACGGAAGCAUCCCGGAGGACCUAGGCAGCUUGCGCCGGCUGCAAUAUCUCAACUUGAGUGAGAAUUCUCUUCGCGGAAUGAUCCCGUCUUCGCUCGGCAAUUGCUCUAAUCUUCAAGUACUUAACUUGCGAGAUAAUAAGCUCGACGGUGAGAUCCCGCCAACUCUAUCGCGUCUUUCCGGUCUUAGAAAGCUCAUCCUGAGUCAAAACAUGUUACAAGGGACGAUCCCAGAUUCAAUUGGGAAUCUUUCUUCUCUACUCAUUCUUUCUUUAGAUAAUAAUAACUUGUCAGGAGCCAUGCCUUCAUCCUUCGGUAGCCUUCUCUCCUUGCAGAUACUUGAAAUCCAAUACACUAGUCUCACAGGAACCAUUCCGUCGACUCUUACGAACCUCUCCUCUCUGAACCUGCUUUUGCUACGAGAAAACAACCUUCAUGGUGAAAUUCCUCACUUUGCAGAACUUCCAUUCCUCUCUUACCUGGACUGCACUUCUAAUAAUCUCUCCGGGACGAUCCCAAUCUCGCUCGGACGACUUUCAUCUCUCGAAUAUCUCAGUCUCGGGAUGAACAACUUAACAGGAGAAAUACCGUCAUCCCUUUACAAUCUAUCAUCCCUGAACACCUUUCAACUCUAUUAUAACCAACUCGAGGGAACUCUACCCUCUGAUAUCGGAAAUGCUCUUCCGAACCUUCAAGUCCUUGUUAUGACUAAGAAUCAGCUCCGGGGGCGAAUUCCAGCAUCCUUGUCCAACGCUUCUGAGCUCAACUACCUUGAGCUAGAGUCCAAUGCAUUCCAUGGCACGAUACCGCCGAGCCUUGGAGCCUUGCAGAGUCUCUCGUGGCUCACACUGGCCCUCAAUCGACUCGAAGCCAGGAAGCUCAGUGAGUGGAGCUUCAUUACAGCACUGACCAACUGCACCAGUCUCCAAGUGUUGGAUCUAAGAUACAAUCUACUUCAAGGCAUGAUGCCCAAAUCAAUAGUCAAUUUUUCCACCAGUCUUAAUUUUUUGUUACUCAGUAACAACCAAAUAUCAGGAAUUAUACCUACUGAGAUUGAGAAGCUCAUCAAUCUAACUUUUCUUGACAUGAGCGUUAACGAUCUUCGAGGCACUAUUCCCAUAGAAAUCAGCCAUCUUUGGCAAUUACAGUACUUGGAUCUGUCGGACAACAUGCUCUCGGGUGAAAUUCUUCCGACCUUGGGCAACCUAACAUUAAUGGACAAGCUCUAUCUCGGCAGCAACGAAUUUGAAGGAGCCAUUCCACCGACAUUAAGCAAGAUGUUAAUGCUAGAGUUGUUAAAUCUAUCAAAUAAUAGGCUAAGCGGUAGCAUUCCGCAAGAAGUUUUGAGGCUUUCGUCGCUCGCAAGCUUCCUCGACUUGUCGCAUAAUUUACUAAACGGUUCAUUACCGUUGGAAGUGGGCAACUUGAUAAAUAUCAGGGCGCUUGAUCUCUCAAAUAACAGGCUCUCUGGUGAGAUUCCAGACACCAUUGGCAAAUGCACAAUCUUGGAAAUCCUUCAUUUAGAGAAUAACUUAUUUCAAGGGUCCAUUCCUUCCUCCAUUAGCAAUUUAAGAGGGCUUAAGAAGCUUGAUCUCUCGAAAAACUUCUACUCGGGCCAAAUACCCGCAUUCCUUGAUGAGCUCCCGGAUCUAAAAUACUUGAAUCUCUCCUUCAACAGUUUCGAGGGUCAAGUGCCAAUGAAAGGGGUUUUUAAGAAUGCGAGCGAAGUCUCACUUAUCGGAAACUCUAAACUCUGUGGCGGAAAUCCAGAAUUACACUUGCCAAAAUGCACUUCGGAUGCCUUUGCAGCAAAACAUCACUCUGAUUAUAAACUCAAGGUAAUACUCAUUCCCGUAGGUGGAGCAAUUUUGUGUUUGAUUAUAAUCAUGGGCUUGCUUGGGAUGGGUUCUCCUCAAAUAAUCUGA